UUCAAUAUGGCGGUCGCGGGUUUCAACGUCUGAACGGAUGGAGGAGAUAAAAUUCAGAGUAACCCAUUGGUUGCGUUUCACGUUUGAUUUAUUUCUUUAUGUAUUUAUUUUUGCAAUGUCUGCCAGACGUUUGUUCUAACUAAAGGACAUGGUAAAAAUAGAAGACAUACCCAGCAUGGCAGACGGCUGGAAGCGAGUGUUUGAGAGCACCCGGAUGGUUCCCCCGCACAGCCAAACCGUCAGACUGGCUGUGGAAAGCCGCUUCACGCAGUCCCAGGGCUUCCAGCUCAGCCUCAACCGUGUCACCGCAGCUCACCUCCCACAGGAGAGCUCAGCAGGUGAACAAAAUGUAACCUACCAGCUGCGGGCGACGCUGUUUGAUAUAAAUCAUCAGCACUUCUUUGGGAAAACAUGGAAGAGCUCACCUCAGACGAUGAAAAACAACAAGAUUGCUUUCAAUGAGGUACUGUACGUCCACACGUCUUUGACAUUGCCCAGCACACUGGUGGUUCUGGAGCUGGUGUCGUUGUCACCCAGACCAGACGGCUCUCAUCAGGCUCUGGGGCGUGGCUUCACUGUCCUGGAGCUUUUCACCAACAGGCCAGAGGCCUCAGCUGCUGAUGGGGAGAGAAGGCUGAAUCUACACCACGGAUCACCAAGGGCCCUGCUCCACCCUCUGCUGAAGGACACUGUUGACUAUCACAGUAUCUUGAGGAUUAUUGAAGGAGCACAUUUGGUGUGUGUGCUAAAAAUCCAUCCUGCGCUAGAUUCUGUAUUGAACCUCCUUCCAGAAAAUGUCCUUGUAUCUGGGGAUGAGAACAUUCCUGGACUGGCAGCUUCUCCAACAGGAGAUGCUCUGCUGAGGCCUCAGAUGCUCAAAACGCUGCCCUUCACUCUGAACAGACUUACCAUCUCCCUUCAGCCAUCUCUGGAGAAGUUUGAGAGCCAGCUGCUGCAGCUGAUCAAUGCUGACUGCCAGAACACAAUACAGCCAGGAUCAGAGGGUGUAAUAAGGACAGUAGUCAUCCAGGAAAGAAGGCUCCAUGUUGGAGUCCACAAUGGCUGGUGUUUCCUUGAGAAGCCUCAAGUGGUAGUACUAGAGGCCUUUCCUCCAGGACUCAGAGGACGAGCAGACAGUACUUCCAAACAGAGCACCCUGGUUAAGGACAGCUCAACAGCAUCUUCCCUGCCUCAGAUGCUCGGCCUUCGCAGCAGCCUAGAGCUCAGACUGACCAAUCAUCAGGCUCUGGCAAUUGUCUUUCAGCUAGAGUAUGUCUUCUCUACUCCAAUAGGCCGAGAGACUAUGCUUUCUGCUACCUCUAUUUCCCGAGCUGCCUUCUUGCACUGCCUUCGUUGGGGGAUUUGGUGUCCCUUCCGGGAGCCAGCUGAGUGGAAGGGGGAAGAGAUACAGCUUGUACUGCAAGGAGGUGCAAAGCCAAACCCUCAUGGAGCCAUGGUCUACAGCACAGAGGUGUCUGCCAAAGCUCAGAGCCCUGCACCAAUCUCAGCUCCAGGCACAGCUCAGGAGGUCUCAGAAGCGAAGGAUAUGAUCAAAUUCUGGCUGUCAUCCAGCUCGGAAAGGAAGGCAUCCAGCCCAAAGCCAUCCCUGAGGACAAAACAGGAAGAUGCGCCUCGUCAGAGAAGCUCACCUUCAUCACCUUCACAGGGUCAGAAACGCAUUCAGCCAGCUUUUGCUCCAGAAUCUCCUCAAGGCCCUGGGCUCUCACUGUCUCAGCUGGCAGCUACUUCACGCUACCCGACCAUCAGCCACUCCAGCUCGGCGUUACCGUGGCAACAGUCAUUUCCUUCUCUGCUCCAUCCUUCCCCAUUGGCAUCGGCCCACCAGCUGUCACAUGUCGCCUGCUCAGCUGUCAGCAGCAUUGCCCACCUGGAGAUGGACCUUCAGCGAGAAAGAGGGGAGUCACCUUCGUGUCAUGAUGAAGGAGACCAACUUCAGGAGCUGCCCUUCACCCCCGUCCAUGCCCCUGUCAUUACUCUGGGGAUGAAUGUGCCUAGCGCCUGCUCAGUCAGCUCCAGAAGCUCACUGGCCCUCCUCUACUCUGCUGGUUUCCCUGACAUUGUGGACUGUAGCGGUCAGGUGGCAGAAGUCCUGGAUCCCACAGAACCCCUUCCCUUUGAUCCCAAGCGAGAAGAGGCCGACUUACAGGGAAACCUGCUGGUGUUCCAGUUUCUGGCAUUUACCAGAAUAGCAGCACCGGGUGUCGGUCCUGACUGGCCUGACAACAUCUACUUCACCUUCCAGUUCUAUCGCUUUCCGCCAGUCACAUCACAGCGGCUCAAGCUGCUGACCAAUGACAAGCUUCAGCACAAAGCUAGUGAUCCACUUCCCUGUGUCCUGGCCUCCAUUCACAAAGACGGCACUGUUAACACUGGCUCUCCAGGUCUGCAGCUGCAGUUCAGAGUAGAUGACAGUUUCCUCAGGCCGGGAGAGAAGCGCUGGUUUCUUCGCUAUCUGGCCCUCCACACCAUGCACAUUGACAUCUGGGACAGUGACUCCUUGCUCCUCAUAGGUUCUACUGCUAUUGAGCUUAAGUACAUGUUGCGUCAGGGUAGAUCAGCAGUACAGGCACUUCAUGAGGUGGAGGUACUGACCACUGAUUACGUGGGAGAGGACACCUUACUGACAAGCCCGGAUCUGGGUCGACGCUCUGCCUCCAGCCCCAUGACAGUUCACACCAUCGUCAGAGGCCGCCUUCAUAUACGCACAGGCAACAUCGGGUGCCCAGUAGACCCCAGCGGAAAGAGGGCAGCAGAUGUGAUGCAGUCUUAUUCUCAUAUCAUCACACCUCGUGAAGUCACCAGUGGCUUCAGAGGAGGAAGUCUGUCCACCAGGAACAUCCUCCAGCUCAAUGCGAGGAACACUGCACCGGCAGACAGACUGCAGAUAAAUGAGGAUCGGAUGCCAUUGUUCAGACGUGGGAUCAGAGCUGACAAAAUCGUGCCCAAAGAGCACAACCUAAACGAACCCGACGAUGGGCACCGAAAGCUGAAGUGCAUGGCUGCCGUGCACGAGCGGGAGGCCAGGGAAGAUGCUAAAGCGGCAAAGGUUACGGGUCGGUCUACAGGAGCCCAGUUGGCCAAUCCCAGUGAAACCAAGAGCAAAGCAGAGGGUAUCGCCAGCAUGCUGAGCCAGGCCAUCACCACCCAGCACCUGCUCUACGCCAGCCUCGGCUCUGCUGAGUACAUGGAGUUUGCCCUUAAGAAUCCCUUUAAUGUGCCACAGACGGUCACCAUUGACAGUGAUGACCCCGAACUAAGUGUCAUCACAAACACUGAGGAAUGGCGUUACUUCAAAGCAUUAACCAGAACCCCUACACCGCUGGAGGAGAACAUGUUCCACUUGGAGCAGGGUGCUCCAGGUCCCAGGGUUUAUCUCAGGCCCAAAGAGACCAUCCAUGUUCCUCUGAAAUACCAGAGCUUCCUCUGCGACCACACUAUGACCCUUCAGGGACCAAGCCUGAUGGCUACAGCCAGAGGUUCUCAGGUGGCCAAGAAGAAUCUGUCCAAUAUUAUUGCUGCCAAAACUAUCAAGGUUACAUUCAGAGCAGAAGAUGGCAAGCCCAUGGCCAUCUGCCAAGUGAAUGUGGAGCCAACACCCCAUGUCGUUGACCAGACUUUCCGACUUUACCACCCUGAACUCUGUUUCCUUAAAAAGGCCAUCCGCCUGCCAGUCUGGCAUGACCCCGCAGCUGGCAACCCAGAUGCCUGGAGUCAGAUUUCUGUGCGCUGCAGUGACCCUAACAUCAUCUGCCAAACAAGGAUGCUGGCACCAGGAGAGCCUCAAGAUGUGUACUUGAAAGUGCCAGGAAGUCCCAGUCCACAGAUAAAAAUGUUCUUUGUAAUGGUUUUCACUGAGAAGUGGACAGCAGCGCCCUCCCAGAUCUGGCAGAUUUAUGUGCAUUUCCUGGAGCGGGUGGACGUCAGCUGUGUGACUGGCCAGCGAAGUUGUCAAUCUGUAGUUCUGAGGGGAACGCAGGCGGUUCGCAAGGUCAAAUGUUUUUCAUCGCACCCUGGAGAGACUGAGGUGGACCCGACAGGUGUAUUUGUUUUGCCUCCUGCAGCAGUGCAGGAGCUCCAACUGAAGGUGCAGCCAUGGCACGCUGGCACCCGCUUCCUGUAUGUGAAUGCGGUAGAUGUGGAGCAGCAACGACUGGUCACUGCCUGGCUGCUCUGUCUCAAUGUCCACCGUCCUGUGCUGUCCAAGGCUUUUGAAGUAAGUGUCCCAAUUGGUGGUGGACGUGGCAGCUCCAGAAAAAUCACCUACACCAAUCCAUACACCAGCAGCCGCACAUUCCUGCUUCGCUCUGACCAUCCAGACUUGCUCCAGUUCAAAGAGGAUAAAUUCCAGAUCGGAGGAGGAGAGAGUUACACCGUCGGACUACGAUUUGCCCCCAGCCAGAGUGCCGGCUCAGUGGAGAUCCUGGUCUAUGUGAACAACCUGGAGGAGAAGACGGAGGAGACUUUCUGUGUGAAAGUCAGCUAUUCUUGAACUCAAAGUGGUUUGAAAACACGUGUAGUAGCUUCAGUGCAAAUGUUGACUGUACUGUACUUUGUAAUAUACGUUCAAAAUAUGAGAAAAAAAAACCCCUCAGGUUUGGCACAAAUGAUUUUCCAGCAUAUUUUGUCACUUUGUAUUAGAUUAUUCUUUAAGAAAAUAAAACUUUGUAUCACUUUA
Archocentrus centrarchus (flier cichlid) is the source of this 4696-nucleotide messenger RNA. RefSeq names its product nephronophthisis 4 (gene nphp4). The transcript is spliced from 29 exons. Gene Ontology annotation, cellular component: ciliary basal body; ciliary base; ciliary transition zone. Lineage: Eukaryota; Metazoa; Chordata; Actinopteri; Cichliformes; Cichlidae. Bases 149 to 4510 code for a protein of 1453 amino acids. Gene Ontology annotation, biological process: negative regulation of canonical Wnt signaling pathway; protein localization to ciliary transition zone. The record is from RefSeq and is a predicted model, not a curated record.